AUGCUACGCCUCUCAAACAACAACCUCACAGGGGAAAUACCCACAAGUAUGGGGCGACUCCCUUGGCUAGGGUUGCUUGACCUUUCAUCAAACAAGCUUGAAGGACAUAUUCCAAGUGAACUAGGCAAUCUAAUUUUUUUGUUCCAAUUGAGCCUUGCAGACAAUUUGCUCAAUGGAAGCAUACCACAAGAAAUUGGAGCACUGUCCAAUCUGGAGCUGUUGGAUUUGUCAUCAAAUAACCUAAGUGGUAUGGUACAUGAAUCAAUUGGGAAUUGUUUAAAGCUUCACUCAUUUAAUUUGAGCAAAAAUAGCUUGAAAGGAAGCAUCCCAGCCACCCUAGGGUUAUUGCACAACUUACAAUACAUGUUGGAUUUAAGUGACAAUUCAUUUACUGGGGCAAUACCAAGCCAACUAAGUGGCCUGAUCAUGCUAGAUACUUUGAACAUUUCACACAAUAAACUUAAUGGCUCCGUCCCUCAAUCCUUCCAGAGUAUGGAAAGCUUGAUUUCCAUUGAUGUAUCUUAUAAUGAAUUGGAAGGACCAGUCCCAGGGAGUAAGAUCUUCCAAGAAGCUCCAAUACAAUGGUUCAUCCAUAAUAAGAUGUUGUGUGGGGAAGUGAAAGGAUUUCCCCCUUGUAGUAGUGGUGCGACUCAGAGCAAAGGGAGAAGGAAAGUAUACAAUGCACUUGUACUAGCCAUAGUUCCUGCACUGAUAUCUCUUGUUCUUAUUGUGGUGAUACUUAUGAUUCAACAUGAAAGGAAGAAAUCCACUACAAUUAACACCAUUAAUGUAACACAAGAAAACCUCUUCUCUAUUUGGAGUUUUGAUGGGGCAGACGUGUUCAAGCAAAUUGUCGAAGCAACCAAUGAUUUUAGCGAAAUACAUUGCAUAGGAGCCGGGGGAUAUGGAUUUGUUUACAAGGCUAGACUUCCCACAUCUGAAAUAUUUGCAGUGAAGAAGAUACACAUGAUAGAAGAUGAGUAUAGGGUGAACGAAGCAGUGUUCAAUCGUGAAAUCAAUGCACUAAUGCAAAUUCGGCAUCGAAACAUCAUUAAACUAUUUGGGUAUUGUUCCUGUAGCCAAGGAAGGUUUCUUAUCUAUGAAUAUAUGGAGAGAGGAGACUUAGCAAAAAUAUUGACAAACAAUGGAAGGGCAAUCGAGUUGGACUGGGGAAGGAGGACACAUAUUGUGUUGGACGUGGGCCAGGCUUUGGCAUACAUGCAUCAUGAUUGUUCAUCACCAAUAGUCCAUAGAGAUAUAACAAGCAAAAAUAUUUUGCUCGAUCCGGAAUUUAGAGCAUGCAUAUCCGACUUCGGCAUGGCUAAAAUUCUCAAUAUUGGUGGUCAGAAUCUCACAAGGCUUGCUGGGACGAAGGGAUAUAUUGCCCCAGAGCUAGCAUAUACAAAGAAUGUGACGGAGAAAUGUGAUGUAUAUAGCUUUGGGGUGCUGAUCCUGGAGAUAUUUAUGGGAUCCCAUCCGGGCGACUUGCUCUCAUCCCUCUCAUUGGGCACCAAGAAUAAUGAUGUUUGUCUACAUGAUCUGUUGGACUCGAGGCUUGUGCUCCCAGAUGCUGAAGCCGCUAGAGAAAUAUACUGCAUGCUCAAUGUUGCAGUACAGUGCCUGGACCCAAAUCCGUCACGCAGACCAACAGCACGACAAGCCAGUGAUGAGCUAUCUGAUAUGAAAGCAUGUGAAGGCCAUGUUGAUUAUCUGCAUGUUGUCCUAACUAGUCCUGCAUAG
Messenger RNA from Triticum turgidum subsp. durum (durum wheat), 1740 nucleotides. The record is from the annotation of a GenBank genome assembly. NCBI's taxonomy places the organism in Eukaryota, Viridiplantae, Streptophyta, Magnoliopsida, Poales, Poaceae.